AUACAUAAUUCACAAUUUUAAGAUUUUAAUGUGUCCUCAAACAGGAAUAGCCUUGGAGUUUGUCAGGUUGCAGCCGUAUUUCCAACCUAGAAUCUUUUUUGCAAAUAUACAUUUGGGGAUGCAGAAUUUAGUCUUUUCGGCCAAUUACAAAUAAUAAGCAUUGCAUAUUAAAAAUACCACCAAUCCUUGUUUUCAGCUAAGUGAAAGUAUAAAUUGAUAUGUAUUCUGUGACCUUCCCUUCCAUGGCCCAGGACCUCAGAUUUGGGUUAUCUAAAAUUCACAGGGACUAAUCAAGUAAAACAAAAGGCAGUUUUGAUAUAUUUCAGUGGACAAAGAAUGUGGACAAUUUAGAGAUGAAGGACUGCAAUUACUUGGUACAUUUUGGUAGUAAUUAAAGAAGAUUACAACAAUUAGAUACAAUUUUCUACCCAUUGAAAUAUCAAUGAAUAAUAUCUUCAUAUAGAGAAGAGUUGAAACAAACAUUUGUUUUGGGUGACAGCAUCAAUUAACAGAAAAAUUCCAUUUGGAGAAUGAUUUCAUCAUAAUCAUCCACAUGUUCACUCUCUUGAAAAAUCGUGGGAGCAUUUUAAAUGUUCAGAGCUUGGGGAAUGAUUAAACAAGUCGCAGCACAUCCACUCAGUGUAGCCAAAAAAUGGUUUACGCCAAGUAAUUUAUGACCAAGAGAAGAAAACAUGGUUUUGAGAGUUAAAAGUGGAAAAAGAAAGAAAAAGUUGUCUGAAAUUGCAUGUGUACUGUGAUCUCAACUUUUAAAAAAUGCUUCUGGAUGAGAAAGAAAUCAAAUAAUUAUUAACUUCAGAACAAAAAUCUUGUCUUUGAAAUGGAAAGUGCAUUUAGAAGCUAUUCACAACUUAUAUGAGUUUUUAAAAAUCCAAAUUUGCCAUCAGCAUUCAUAUUAUUUUAAAAAAUCAUAUUAUAAACUCCCCAGUAUAGUGUCUUUCUAAGCCUGUUGCCAAAGACCUGUCUGUGGGGUCAGUGUGAGCACGAGACUCCAUUACUUGGACAUGGCCCAUUCAAGACUGUCUCUGUGCCAAAAAUAGAAAGGUGAGAAUGAUUAUAUAUCUUUGGGAUUCCUCCAGCUCCAGGAUUCUAUAGGUCGUAAAAGGAUGAGGGGAGGGGAGGUUUCUUUGUUCCAGACUCCAUAACUGGCCCUUUCUGAAGCCAGAAGAACAAAGACAGGUGAGGAAGGCUGUUCUUGCUGUCUGGGGCUUCCCUGGGUGGCAGCAUCUUCCUGAAUCCACUUCAGUCCAGGGUCUUGUCCCAGGAAGAGACCUUAUGCUUUGAGGAGGAAGGGUAGAUGUAUACUAACCAAAUGAAAUGACCAAUUUAUAAAGCAACAAUGAGCAAUAUAAUAGCAAGAGCACCAAGCACUCCCACCCCAACCCUGGACUUCCUACGCUGUGGCCACCUCCGUGGAAAGCAGUGGGUCUUUAGAAGGGCGCUUGGUUGGAGAGGAGUUGGAACCAGACUCCAUCUCAGAUGGCUCACAGAAAACCUGAAGCAUCACCUCCACGACAGAAGAGCACUUGACCCCCGGGGAGAGGGAUGAUCCCUUGGGAACUGCUCCUGGACUUGGAAAACCAGGCCAGCAUUUUCCCCAGACACUCCUCAUUCUUCCCUUCCCUGGCUGGCUAGGCUCUCCUUCAGCUGGACUUUUUUCCACUGUGGACGUUUCAGCCCUGGGCGCUCAUCUCUGUGGACUGUGAAGUUUCUUUCCAGCUUGGGACAGGGGAUGGAGCGGGCCAUCUCACAGCUCCUUCUUCUCCUGGCCCCUCCCGGGUCCUCCUGCGCAUGGGUUAAGUAGAUAGGGGCCUGGGAGGGUCCUUUCCCGCCAUAGGAUCGUCCAGAGGUCGGAUCUUAAGGAAGGCGAGAAGGACUCGUCCAGGAUUGCCAAGCAGCGCCCUCCCCGCGGCCCUGGGCCCAGAGCCCAGCAGGGGCGUGCCCCCGCGCUCACCUGCCAUUGGGCAGGUGGGGCCGCCGGCGCUCCGCCAGGGGCCGUGUUAUAAAUGCCGAGCGGGCGGCGGCGGCGGAACAAGGCUCGUCGCAGGAUGGUGGACAGCGUGUACCGGACCCGCUCCCUGGGGGUGGCGGCUGAAGGGCUCCCGGACCAGUAUGCGGACGGAGAGGCAGCACGCGUGUGGCAGCUCUACAUCGGGGACACUCGCAGCCGCACUGCCGAGUACAAGGCCUGGCUGCUCGGGCUGCUGCGCCAGCACGGCUGUCAGCGGGUGCUCGACGUGGCCUGCGGCACCGGGGUGGACUCCAUCAUGCUGGUGGAAGAGGGCUUCAAUGUGACAAGCGUGGAUGCCAGUGACAAGAUGCUGAAGUAUGCGCUUAAAGAGCGCUGGAACCGGCGGCACGAGCCCUCCUUCGACAAGUGGGUCAUUGAAGAAGCCAACUGGUUGACUCUGGACAAAGAUGUGCCUCAGCCACCAGGGGGUGGCUUUGAUGCUGUCAUUUGCCUUGGAAACAGUUUUGCCCACUUGCCAGACUGCAAAGGGGACCAGAGCGAGCACCGGCUGGCACUGAAGAACAUCGCAAGCAUGGUGCGAUCAGGGGGCGUGCUGGUCAUCGAUCACCGCAACUAUGAUCACAUCCUCAGCACAGGCUGCGCGCCCCCAGGAAAGAACAUCUAUUAUAAGAGUGACCUGACCAAGGACAUCAGGACAUCAGUGCUGACAGUGAACAACAAGGCCCACAUGGUGACCCUGGACUACACGGUGCAGGUGCCAGGGACUGGCCAGGACAGUUCUCCUGGCUUGAGUAAGUUCCGGCUCUCCUACUACCCUCACUGUCUGGCAUCCUUCACGGAGUUGCUUCAAACAGCCUUCGGGGGCAAGUGUCAGCACAGCAUCCUGGGCGACUUCAAGCCUUACAAGCCAGGCCAGGCCUACAUUCCCUGCUAUUUCAUCCACGUGCUCAAGAGGACAGACUGAGCAAGGCCUCAGCUCCCCAGACCACUGCCCAGGAGCUGCCAGGCUCUGUCUGGAGAGGAGGGGACCAGUAACCCUACACUAAACCCAGCCCCCAGUGCAAAUCCUGGGGUGGGUGAGGGUAAGGGCAGUCUGCAGCUGGGGAGCAGGGAUUUGGGUUCAGACAGAUGGAAGGGGGAACAAUAUAGUCUGUGCCUUUUUCAG
Camelus dromedarius (Arabian camel) is the source of this 3155-nucleotide messenger RNA. RefSeq names its product glycine N-methyltransferase (gene GNMT). Gene Ontology annotation, biological process: S-adenosylmethionine metabolic process; protein homotetramerization; one-carbon metabolic process. Gene Ontology annotation, cellular component: cytosol. Gene Ontology annotation, molecular function: identical protein binding; glycine N-methyltransferase activity; S-adenosyl-L-methionine binding. The record is from RefSeq and is a predicted model, not a curated record. The transcript is spliced from 6 exons. The coding region runs from base 2025 to 2954 and encodes 309 amino acids. NCBI's taxonomy places the organism in Eukaryota, Metazoa, Chordata, Mammalia, Artiodactyla, Camelidae.